AUGAGAUUGAGCAUCCGCCCAGAAAUCACCCGGGUCGGGAACGUGCAGCUACGCGAGAUGUCUUCUGUCUCGGAACUGGACGCAGGCGGUCAAGACACAUCGGGUGAUGGCACGGCUAACACCUCUGUCGAUCAGGAGAACAUUGUCAUCACUCCAGAUUCAAUCGAAAGCAUCGAGCGCAAUCUAGCAAUCGUAGUUCCCCGCAUGGAUGAAGAUAUCACAGUUCUCGAAGGCCUUCUUCGUGGUAUUCCACAUCAUUGUUCUGUCAUCUUCAUCUCGAACAGCAACCAGACAAAUUAUAAGGCGGAGUGCGAGUCGCUGCUCAAAUUCGGAAGGGUUGCAAGUCGAUCUGUUAUGGUACAUCAUCAAGGUGAGUCAACCUUCGCCCGCGCCUUCAAGGAAGCCGGAAUGCCAGAGCUGUUGCAACACUCAGGAACAAGUACGCCCGAGGGGAGAACCCAUGUUCCACGCAUGAACAACGGAAAAGGAGAGGCUAUGAUACUCGGUGUGAUCAUCACGAAGCUUGUUGGACGUAAGUUCGUCGGUUUCAUUGAUGCAGACAACCAGAUUCCCGGAUCCGUCCUCGAGUACUGUAAAGUAUACGCCGCUGGGUUGCAUUACGCAUUGUAUCACAACAAGCGUACCAAACAAGAUGAGCAUGCGAUGGUGCGUAUCAAAUGGAAGUCGAAGCCAAAAGUUAGGAACGGUGAGCUCGAGUUUGACGAGUUUGGACGCUCCUCGCGUGUCGUGAACGAAUGGAUGAACCGCCUUCUGGAAGUCCUCGGAGGUGACGCUACCCCGAGAACCAUGAUCGGAACCGGUAACGCCGGCGAACACGCUAUGGAUGUUGAGCUGGCCCUGAAGCUACGAUUCGCUACCGGUUAUGCUGUCGAGCCAUUCCAGCUGAUCGACUUAUCGAAACAUGCAAUCCACAUGUUCACAGCGCUAACCGACUACAUGAUCAUAUCCCGCGCAUGCAAGCUCAAGGUCUGA
Molecule: messenger RNA, 993 nt
Organism: Alternaria arbusti
Lineage: Eukaryota; Fungi; Ascomycota; Dothideomycetes; Pleosporales; Pleosporaceae
Exons: 2
Coding region: 1-993 (330 amino acids)
Biological process (GO): mannosylglycerate biosynthetic process
Cellular component (GO): cytoplasm
Molecular function (GO): mannosyl-3-phosphoglycerate synthase activity
Source: RefSeq, a predicted model, not a curated record